AGAAAGAAAGACGAGCUGUGUGCUUUUUUUCGUGGUUUUUGCAGGGAAUAGCAGAACUCGAGCGACUUCCUGAUUGAAACAGAAACGUUGAUCAACUGAUGACGAGCGAGCGCUUCGUAAACAGCUGAAAAUAACAAGCCCAGCAUAAUGAGACCAAACUUGGUUGUGCCGACACGUUGAGACAUCUAUGGUUGCAGGAAUGAGCUCAUCAGAUAACUUCUCUUGUCAUCGUCGAAGGAAUCCUCCCAGGACCUGUCGCCCCAUUUCGCAAGUUCUUCCAGAACUUAACAAACCUGUUUCAGGUGACAAAUCUUCCAUCUUAGGUAGUAAAGAAACCACAGUGUCGCAAUAUCUGAAUCCUGCAGAAUCACGUGGACAGAGAACAACCAAAAAGGAGAAAACUCAAGCAAACCAAAAUGUUCUUCCUGACUUAUCAGCUUGUUUACAGAAUUCAACACAUCAACUAACGGGUACAAAUGGACUGGUGUCUUCAAAGUCACAUGAACUUGAGCCGAUGGUGCCUCAAAAAAUUACCACCUCCAAAUGUCCAUCAGAAACAUCAAAAAGACCUCAGAAGGGGAGAAAAAAGAAAUUACUUCAACCCAGUGAGAAAGAAGUAGCUGCUAGCAAAGCUUGUUCAGAUGGACUGGACAAUUCUGAACAUAAUUCUUGCCCAGAACAACACUUAAGCUCUCAAAAAACAAGAGGGACACGUUAUCGGCACUCUAAAAAAACUCAAAACAAUCAGACCCCUUCUGAUAAUUCUACAGGGCUCCACACAUAUACUACAUUAUCUUCUCUUCAUCACAAGGAGAUCUCCGCCUGCCACACUAACAGUGAUUGUAGUUCCAUACCACACACCCCCAAACGGGGCAGACCCCGGUCCAGGCCUCUCUUAAGCUCUACACCGACCUCAGACCUCCAACCCCUCUCUCCAAAAAGAGCUAAGAGUACUUCUACACAACAUCACAGUGUCAAAAAGUUCAGUCCAGUAAAGACGCCUCCUACACCAUCUAGACGGGUAAGAUGUCAGAAGCCCACGGCAGCGGGGAGUCCAAGAGGUCGCAAGAAAAAGAAUGUGAAGGUACAACCAAUUGCCUCUCCACCACUGAAACGCGGCAGGAAGUGUGCAGCAUCUCCUCUAGAAUCUCCUCAGGAAGAGCCAUCCAUUGAGAUGCCGCCUUCAAAUAAAGCUGACUUUGAAACCCAAACGCUAGAGCCACAGAAAUCAGAUCAAAACAAGUCUUCGGACCUCUCCAUCGAGCUGAGCCUGCAGGAGGAACCUGAUCCUCUUAACAACUCUCUCUACAUGGAGGAAGAAGAGGAAGAGGACCUAGACGACGAUGAUGAGGAGCUGCCCAGCUUUUUGCAACAGGACAAUAAAAGGCCUAUGUCGAUCUCAGAGGGACUUUGCGUGUGGUGCAAACUGAGGAAGUAUCCCUACUGGCCUGCAGUGGUUAAAAGUGUGAAUCGCAAGAACAAAAAAGCCAGUGUUGUAUUUAUUGAUUGUUACCUAAAUGACCAAAAGCGAAUUAGAAGAGGGUUUUCUGUAUCCCUGCGAACUCUAAAACCCUUUGAUUGUGAAGAGUAUGACAAACUGGUGGACAUUGCAAAAGAGGAGUAUGGAAAUGCUAUUACCUGGUCUCUGGAACUGAUAUCGGACUAUAGGAUCCGCAUUGGAUGUGGAUCCUUCUCUGGCUCCUUCAUCGAAUACUGUGCUGCUGACAUCAGUUGUCCAGUGCGGAGGAAGUACUCCGAGGGGAAAUCUGUGCUCACAUUCCCCAGUCAGGAGAUUCUGGGUUUGGAGUGUGACAACUCUGAUAAUAACACAGAGGAUAUCGUCGUGGAAGAGCAAGAUGAGCUCCUCUCCAAGAAAGUGCUGCCCGACCGAUCCAAGGCUGCACGCAACCGUGCUAACAAGCAGUUGGUUGACUUCAUCAUCAGACGAAAAGUCGAAAACCGCUUAUUGGCAGUCAUCAAUGGUCAUGAGUCUUCUAAAUGGAUGCAGGCCCUCCAGAAGCCUUCUCGCCCUGUGGUCGACGUCUACCUGGAAGAUGAGGAGCAGGUUGAUAAGGUGUACCGCUACCUGAACAAAGUCUGUGAUAGCGCCCCUCAAAUAAACACCUGCCUAGAAAACAUCCAAGCUGACCGGAUCCGCCUCAUUCUUGAUGUGCUCCUGCCUGAGGCCAUUAUCUAUGCCAUUGCUGGAGUCCACAAGCUUUCCCUGGAGAAGGCAGAGGAGAAGUAUCGCAGAGGGCCGUGCUUUAGUAACAGAGAAAGACAGGAAUUUGACAUGAUGAUUGAACAGCAGAUGAAGCUCAAGGAGAUCACCCGGCAUCAUCGGCAGUGACGGACCCUUUAUUUUAAACAUGCAUGCAACAUGCAUUAAACAUGCAAAGUUUUAUGAAUAGGAAUACUUUCUUCAAUAUUUUCUUUCUAAUCACAGUAUAUAAGAAAAUUUGUCAAAUGAUGGUUAAAUUGAAUGAUUUUUCAUGGCAAAAAAGAUUUUCCUUUGUAAGUAAAUUAACCUGAUAUUA
This is a messenger RNA of Carassius auratus (goldfish), 2537 nucleotides long. RefSeq names its product PWWP domain-containing protein MUM1-like. The transcript is spliced from 13 exons. NCBI's taxonomy places the organism in Eukaryota, Metazoa, Chordata, Actinopteri, Cypriniformes, Cyprinidae. The coding region runs from base 188 to 2350 and encodes 720 amino acids. The record is from RefSeq and is a predicted model, not a curated record.